CCAGUGAUAUGACGUACAGUUAGGCACUUGCGAGUAGUAUCUAUGGUAGAAAUAUGAGAUCUAGAUCGUUUCUUUUGGUCAACGAAUUGUCAGAAACUAGGUGUACCGUUUAUUUCCGCCAGGGGGAUAUAUCAAGUAGUGAUGGGCCGUAAGACGUAAGAAGCGUCAUUUUUAUCGUUCCUGUUCUUUCGUCCGUCGUGACCUAUAGAUGUACAGUAUAGAUCACGGAUGACGGUAGAAGUAAAGGAAAGAGCAAAGAUAACGUAGGACGGUAAGGAAAUCUUUUUUCUUACCGUACGAAACGAAGGAGUUACGUUUAUUACGCGAAAUUCUUAACGUAAGUAAAUCAUCCUUAACGAAAUAACGUCAAAGUAUAUAUAAUACAUUUAUGUAAAAACUAUACAUAAAUACAGUAGACAGUAUAGACUAAAAAACCAUACUGUACAGUAUACAGUAUAGUAGAGCGAAACAAUAAUACAUGAACGUCCAGGAUCCAGGCACACACACAGAGAAACAAAAAAGUAAACUGUGGAAAUGUAUAAAUGUGUGAUCGGCAAACUCUUCAACUCUGCGAACCUUCGAAGUUUCUCGACGGAAAAGACCUCUCAAUAAGGCUCAGCAGCGUAAAAGCUGCAUGGAAAAUCCUAUUGCUAAUAAGACUAGAAGUUGCGACUCUGAGUUUUGAGUAUUCUCUCCGUCUAAGGUAGUUUCUGUUUUUUUUCCUUAGGUCACUGUAUGAAUCGAAACUGUCGAGCAUUUUUACAAAUGGUCAUCAUUCGAAAACAUUAUGGUUUAUUUGAUUUUGUCAGGGAUAAAGAUACCAAAUGUCCGAUGUGUUCGGGCCGAGUCGAUUGUGCCACGUGUGCAUUCACAGAUUGUGAAUGGAAAUUUGCUGGUGUUAAAUUGGGUACCGAUGGUGUCAGUAAGGAAGUGGUUCAGAAGGAAAAUUGGACCAAAGUUGAUAAAUCAUACAACCGAUUUAAUUUAGAAAAAGAAGUUGGCACAAAUGGUGCAAAAUUAGUUAACUAUAAGAAUUUAACGAUUAUGACACGUCGAAUACGUAGUAAUGAUACAUGUGAGUCUCAAGUGAAGGAGAUCGAUGCACCGAUGAAGUACGUCCAAGCAAAAACCGAUAUUUUCGUCCGCUUAGGUUCCAGUCCAAUCUGCCUGAAUUACAUCUAUACUAACGAUGAAAUGGUAACAUCAUGUGAACAUAAUUUUCAUCAGAAGUGUUUAGAAGCGUGGAUAAAAGCCGGUGGAACAUCGUGCGCUUUAUGUCGUGCUAAUCUGAAAGAUAGCGCCUUGGAUAAAGCUGCAAUAAAAUACAUUAUUCGUGAUGGUAGGAGUUUUAACGAUUUUAAAAAAUCUGGAAUGCAAACAUUUUUGAGAGAAGCUACACCAAAUUACUACGGACCAAGUAGUCGUACAGUCAAACGUCAUCUACAUGCUUUAUAUAUGGAUGAAAGAAAGAAAUUGAAAGGUGAAUUACGUUCAACUGAUAACAUGUCGUUGACAUGUGAUCUAUGGUCCAGUAGUCGACGUUCACCUUAUUGUUGUGUAACAGUACAUUUCAUGGUUAAAGAUUUUACAAUUAAAUCAGCAGUGCUCAGUUUUAGACGUUUUCUCGGGCAACAUUAUUCAAAACGAUUAAACUCACACUUAAAUCGUGUUAUUCAACAAUAUGAUUUACAAAAUAAAAUUAUAUCGAUAACAACCGAUAAUGGAAGUAAUAUGAAAUUAGCUGCAAAGGACGUGUACUUGUCCAAGCUACCACAAAACAAUAACAUUUGGGUUUCUUGUAGAAAUCAAAGCAAUGAAACAUCUGGUUGUGAAGAAGAUGAAACUAACACACAAGACCUCAAUUCAACUGAUGAAUCACAAAAUAGUUCGGAUAGCGAUGAAGGGAUGGAGGUUCUCUUACUCCCGGCAUUUCAAUUUGAAGUAACAGGCUGCCUGGAUGCAGGAAAUGGCCUUCACAUCAUUAAUGUAAGUGAAACACAACCCAAGUAUCCACUGCUGAAACUACCCUUUACAGUACCUCAAGCAUCAACAACAGCAGAACAAAUUCCGUCUUUGCGUCCUCCCCCACCUCCCCCACGAGCAGUAACUCAAGAAAUAACAACAAACUCGCAACAAAUACAAACUUCUUGUUCGGUGCCGCCGCUGCCUCCUCCUCCUCCGCCACGAGCAACAACUCCAGCAUCGACAGCAAUCAUGAAAAAGAAAGAACCUUAUUCUUUGAAUAAGCCACUACCCCCGCUGCCACAACUACCUCCACCCCUUCCACCAAAAAAGUAA
Molecule: messenger RNA, 2298 nt
Organism: Didymodactylos carnosus
Lineage: Eukaryota; Metazoa; Rotifera; Eurotatoria; Philodinida; Philodinidae
Source: the annotation of a GenBank genome assembly